AUGGCAGCAACUACCACAAACGUCCCAGCUGGCUGGCUCGGGAACCUCGAUGCAUCACAAAAGGAAAAGCUAGGACAGUUUUGGAGGAUCCUGAUGCAAUCAUGGGACCCAAGCAUCCCUGCGAUAAACAGUGAAUCAAACGGAAGUGCGACAGUACAUCGACGGUUUUUCUCCCUGAGUCGGCGCACCGAACCUACGCAGGAGGAGAUCUCUGCGAUCCCUGAAAAUCUGCUCAAGACUCUGAAAAGCCUGCAUGCAAAUGCAACCGAAAUUAAAGCUGUGGGGUCGCUUCUGUCCAAGCUGCCGGGCGACGACCUCCGAGCUGCCUACCUGACAAUCCUCAAACAAGACCAUCCCGACGCGCUGUGCCUCCGAUUCCUACGCGCAGAGAAAUGGAAUGUUCCCAAAGCGUGGAUCAAAUUUGUCCGAGCCUUGAAUUGGCGGGUUAACGAAUACAAAGUGGACACUGAGGUGUUGCUCAAGGGCGAAAAGCAUUACCUGGCCAAAUCACGGCAAGCAGAGAACUCGACUGAGAAAAAGGAUGGCGAGGGCUUUGUGUUACAGCUCCAGACUGGAAAGGGCCACUACCAUGGUGCCGACAAAUGGAAUCGUCCCAUUUGUAUUAUUCGAGUGCGCUUGCAUAACCCGAAUGAGCAGACCCAAAAGGGACUGAACGACUACAUCAUCCAGUGCUGUGAGACGGCUCGAUUACUCAUGGUUCCUCCGGUAGACACAAUGUCCAUUGUUUUCGAUCUCACUUCAUUCAGUCUUUCGAAUUGGGACUUUCCUCCUGUCAAAUUUAUCGUCGACUGCUUCCAAGAGAAUUAUCCAGAGUCUCUUGGUGCGAUGAUCUUCUACAACGCGCCGUGGAUCUUCUCCGGCUUCUGGAAAAUUAUUCACGGAAUCCUCGACCCAGUCGUUGCAUCCAAAGUGCACUUCAUCAACGGUGCAAAGGAGCUCGAGCAACUUAUCCCCAAGGAGCACAUUAUCAAGGAACUUGGUGGUGAAGAGGAUUGGGAGUAUGAAUACAUCGAACCUGCAUCUAAGGAAAAUGAAAAACUGAAGGAUACCGAAACGCGGGAUGAGGUACUUGCACGAAGGAAGACACUUGGAGAUGAGCUCUUCGGUCUCACCGCGGAAUCAAUCUUAACGCCCGAGGCUGAAGGGUUGAAGGAUCGCCGAGAUGAGGUGAUCAAGAAGUUGUGCGAGAAUUAUUGGGAGCUUGACCCUUUUGUACGCUCUAGUACUGUUCUGGAUCGAACCGGUGUUAUCAAAUCCGGGGGAAAGAUUGACUUUUACCCUGAAGAAGCUCAGACCCAGACUGAGAAACUGAAAACUGUGACAGACCAUGUGGAGAACACACAGUCGACGACAGUGGCUGCUUGA
This is a messenger RNA of Penicillium lagena, 1386 nucleotides long. Its product is annotated as CRAL-TRIO domain-containing protein. NCBI's taxonomy places the organism in Eukaryota, Fungi, Ascomycota, Eurotiomycetes, Eurotiales, Aspergillaceae. Bases 1 to 1386 code for a protein of 461 amino acids. The transcript has 4 exons. The record is from RefSeq and is a predicted model, not a curated record.